AUGUCUGUCAAGAGUGGCGCAUCUCAGUUGUACGAUGCAGAUGCACCUUUCCUAGUGGAAUCCUACCAGAAUGUUAGUGAUGAAGCAGGUGGAAAAGAUCUUUUACCGUCCUAUUCGUACAAUACAACACCGCACACGCCGGGACAGCCGCGAUCAUGGGACGAGGCUGCGCGUGCGCCGACGAACCCGAUUCGUCCGACCAUACCAGGCGCUCCUGGUCAUGUAUAUGCGGAUGUGAACGAAGACAAUCCCUACCUAGGAGUGGGCGGUGCGCCAUCGAUUGCACCGGCUCCUCUUAAUGCUACCAUUACUGGCUACGCUACAGGUCUGGGUUGGGAACUUAGCAAGUUGUGUGCUAUGGCGUAUGCCAUCCCACCUUUUUCAAGUGUGCUUUUACUACUAUGGGAGACGCAAAAUGAUCUUGCUCGUUUCCACGCUUACCAAGCUGGUUUUGGCGGUGCGAUCGUGCUCGUGGGUGCAUGGGUUCUCAGGAAUAUAUUUGGUCUGCGCUGGUUUGUUUGGCUACUAACGCGCUUGUGCCUUUUUGGAUCAUGGUAUUGCGCCUACAUCGCGCACCGCUCUGCCACGUCGCUCGAACGUGAGCCAUUCCUGCCUGUGCUGGGCAACUACGCCGUGCGAUGCGUCGGCGACGAAUAG
Molecule: messenger RNA, 657 nt
Organism: Malassezia restricta
Lineage: Eukaryota; Fungi; Basidiomycota; Malasseziomycetes; Malasseziales; Malasseziaceae
Product: Tic20-like protein
Exons: 3
Coding region: 1-657 (218 amino acids)
Source: RefSeq, a predicted model, not a curated record